Wyeomyia smithii (pitcher-plant mosquito) is the source of this 1424-nucleotide messenger RNA. RefSeq names its product protein obstructor-E-like. Lineage: Eukaryota; Metazoa; Arthropoda; Insecta; Diptera; Culicidae. Gene Ontology annotation, molecular function: chitin binding. The coding region runs from base 192 to 935 and encodes 247 amino acids. The record is from RefSeq and is a predicted model, not a curated record. Gene Ontology annotation, cellular component: extracellular region. The transcript is spliced from 6 exons.
UGCCAGCACUUUGCCAGACCAACAUCUUCGCGCAUUCCCGGAGUCUACGUCAGUGAUCGCACGGUCGGUUGUUAUUCUAGUAUAUGCAUUACAAAAUUUAUCUCAGAUUUGUUUGGAUUUGGAUUGAAUUGUGAUUUUUUUGAAACGGUAAACAACUACGGUCGGAGCUACAGAAAACGUCAAGCGGAAAAAUGGUGGUGAACAGCAAAGUGAUCAUUUUAUUAUCACUAUUGAUCGUACUCGGUGCGGCCCAGCGGCAGGAUCAGGAGGAUCCGUGUAAAACCAAAUCGAAGGUAGUAGGAGACGUGACGUACUGCGACCGGUACUGGGAGUGUGUCAACAACCAGCCAGAACUGUACGACUGCCCGAACGGGCUCGUGUUUGCUGGGAAGCAUCGCGGCGUGACGGAAGGCUGUGACUAUCCCUGGCGGUCAGACUACUGCGACGGGAAACAGUUGGCAAAUGGACCGAUCUCGACGGAACACUGCGACUGGCUGUACGGUAUCUUCGGUCACGAAACGUCCUGCACUCGCUACUGGACCUGCUGGAAUGGAACGGCAACCGAGCAGCUCUGCAUCGGUGGGCUGCUGUAUAACGAAAAUGCCCACAGCUGUGACUGGCCGGAAAAUGUUGAUGGAUGCCAGAAGCACCCUCUUUGCAACGACGACGCUAAUGGAAAUGUUCCACUAGGAAAGUCUUGUAACCGCUACUGGCAGUGCCAGGGAGGUUAUCCACGACUCCAACGUUGCCCGGCGAUGCUCGUGUUUGACCGGCGAAGUCUGCGUUGCGUUGUUCCACCAACAGAGGAUUGUGACGUUCCGACAACGCCGCUCCCACUAGAAGGGGACUUGGAUCAAGGAAAGGGUAACGCUAUUUCGAAUCAGCCAGCCGGUGCUAUCCAGAAUAAAGCCAGCGGUGGACGGAACAAAAACUAAACUCGUGAUAAUGACUGCCGGGUAGUUCGCUGCUGCAGGAAGAAGAACUUCCCUUCCCCGGUUCGCUCCUCUGAAGGAGUUCUGUUUGCUAUCUAGGAUGUACUGAAGGAGCCCCGGUAAUAUCGGUAGUGUGACGUGCCACAGUGUUUUUUUUCUUUGAAUCGAUAUUAAACUUGACAGCUCAAUGCGCGGACAGUUUUCCCCGGACAGAAAGUAAUUGCAUUCAAUCCAAGCUGUGGGAGACAGAGCAGUAUUCAACGACCAGCAAAAACAGCAGUCUAAAAGAGCGAACGAAAACUUCAUAAGUUUUGUACAUAAAUAAUACUUUUAAUUGAGAAUAAUGUUCAUACUAUUAUAUUAUUUUCCACUCGUUUUUAUUAUGCUUUAUUAUUUAAAAACAGGAGAAUCCGUAGAAGAGACAAGAUUGUAAAAGCGUAAAAUAAAUGAAGAAUUAAAAUGUAAACUUCGCCGCCUCCAGGCUUGGAUUUA